AUGAACGGCGAGUCCUCCAAGGUAGGGCUCUUGUCCCUACCACCAGAGAUUCUCGACAGCAUUGCAGGCUAUGCUGCCAUCUCCGACACGUCCUUCGAGUCCUCUUCUACUUCUGCGCCAUGCAGCUUUCUCUACAACUCCUCGCUACGAGAAUCAAAGGUCGUCACUCCACCUACAGACCUGCAUGCUUUCCAGCUCGUCUGCAGGCGCCUUCACUCGCUCCUCAGCCUCGAAUCAAAUCCGCAUCUCUACGCUCGAGUGUUCUGCAGCAAGUUCGACACGGCCGCCAUCGGGCGACGGUUCGGUAAAACCGCAUUGACAGCACACCACCUAGCCAACGAGCUUCGUCGACGAUGCAUCCUGCUCAAACGCAUGCGAAAGUGCGUUGUCACCGCAGCGCAGCGUCCAGAUGACGGCGCGACUCUGCUCGAGGAUGAUGAAUCCAUCACCGAGAUGCUUUGGCUGGCGUAUCUGAUGAUGCUCGAGAAUGACGGACUCAAUUACGAGCAGCUAUGCUGGGCGCAGCUACACAGCUUUUUGGCGCUUCAUCAUGCCACCGAGAUGCUGGACAGCGCAGUACAAGCAGGAUACCCAUCGGAUGCCGUCCAUAAGGCGCUGGCGUUGCACUUGGUCUACUUGCUCACCGAUCCCGAGCAGCUGGCUUUCGAGCCCAAGGGAGAAGCGAUCGAGCGAUUGUUCAUCCUGCGACCUUUCGUGUUCGCAGCGCACAAGUUCGACGCUUUCAUGGCACCAUGGACGCUCCGUAAUCUGCCAACAUCAAAUCAGAGCAAGAGUGCAAACGGCUCGAAGUCUAGCGAUACCCAACAAUCGACAGAGGAAGCGCAGCAAGCGCCCGGUGGACCAACACUAGCAACGAACCCAUUCUUGGCCGACCUCACGCCUCGCGACCGCAGCUGCCUGGUGGACCACAUUGGCGGACAGCUCCGCAUUGCCCCACCUAUCCUCGCCCAAGGUGCCUGCUUUUCCUUCUUCAUGAAAGUCGAGAAGGACCAAGCGGUCCAGAGCAUGGCCGCGCUCUCCGACCCAGACGAUCCGAGCUCCGAGACUACCGUCCGCCAACCCGCAUCCACCCGUCCCCCACUCACACUGACCUCCUCGGACCACGACAAGGACGUGACCCGCCUGCUCUCGUGCCUCGAUCCCACACGCUCGCCCGGCCUACCCCCCCUGUUCUUCAAAGGCAUGUUCGAAGGCAUCUGGGAAGGCCGCUUUAGCUUCUUCGACUUUGACUCGUACCGCGAGAUGCUGGCGGGUCGCAUGCGCAGUUUGUACGAAGGGCCAUUCGGGGAGCAGCCGCAGAUCUGGAAGAUCCGGGAGAAGAUCGUUCAGCUCGGACCGGGCGAUGUCGAAGGAGGGAAGGGGAGCAUAUUGGCUGCUGGUUAUACGACGACUGAGCCGCACGGGGAUGCCAGCUUGGCAGCAGCGGCACUGGCGGUGGAUACGAAGGGAAAGUCCAAAGCGUUGCCACAGGACUGGGAUCGGUACCCGUCGUUCCCGGACGAAGACGGCAGGGAGAGGUACGAGAUCCUCCUGUCGGGAACGGGCCAUUCUGCCUGGGGUCGUUUUGUCGUCCGCGGUCGAGUAAGGAGCUGGGAUGGAAUGCUCAUCAUGACGAAGGAGUACCGUCCAGACGGGAGAGGCAAGUGGCUGUAUCGAGGUUACUCGGUGGCAGGGGGCAAGCUCGUCGGCAGAUGGAGGGACACUUUUACGCCCGACAACAUGUAUGGCUACGAGGGAUGCUUCCUUUUCCAACGACGAGGGGCGUGA
Kalmanozyma brasiliensis GHG001 is the source of this 1788-nucleotide messenger RNA. RefSeq lists its product as uncharacterized. Lineage: Eukaryota; Fungi; Basidiomycota; Ustilaginomycetes; Ustilaginales. The transcript has a single exon. The coding region runs from base 1 to 1788 and encodes 595 amino acids. The record is from RefSeq and is a predicted model, not a curated record.